CCCGCUCCGCCUGGCCCCGGCCCCACGGCAGCCCCCCCAUGCCCCGCCUCGGAGCCAAGGUGUCCCUGCUCCGCUGCACCCUCCUGUCGUCUCUCCUCCUCCUCCUGGUCUGCAGCAUCCAUGAGACGGAGCAGAACAGCUACUGCCAGCAGAUCAUCACCGAGAGGCACCUGGCCGAGCUGCAGGAGCUGGCUGACACCCAGAUGCAGCACCCGGGCAGGGUCUCCUUCAAGUUCAUCGACAAGAUGCAGCUGAACGACUCCAUCUGCUAUGUGAAAGCUGCCUUUCCUCUGCUGGGCAAGAUUUUGGAGCGAACAGAGUUCAAGGAGAACUCUUCCAAUGCCAGGAAGAUGCAGACAGUGCGCAGGAUGUACCACAGCAUCGACGAGAACGUCGACCCCUGCAUCAGGGAGGAGGAUGAUGAGGAGAGGAUGCUGUCCCAGAUGUGCUUCAAGGAGUUCACCACCUCCCCCUAUGAGAUGCUGGUGCUGGUGAAGGAUUUCUUCCAGGACAUCAACCAGCUACUGCAGAACCAGGAGACCUUCGAGAAGGAUUGCAGCCAUGUCUACCAUAGGGCCUGCCCGGGGCCCAGGGGGGCUGAAUCCCCACCAGGUGUGGGGACAGAUCCUGACUGCAAUUGCCUGUCCCCUGCCCUCCCUCCUGCCACCCAGCCCUCCCUCUCCGCUGCCACCCGUUCGGGCAGGGACGGGACCCCCGUUAGCAGCCAGCUCCCCCCCAGCCCCCUCCGUGCCACCCUCGCUGACUUAGAGGCCCCAUCCCAGGCCCCCAGUGUCAUGGACGGGGGCUCGGGCACCGAGGAGCUCCCGGGUGCCGGCAUAGGUGACACGGCGUCGGUGCCACCCCCCGGGAUGCCGCAGAUCCCGCAGGAUCCCGCCGACAGCGCCGAAGCCCCGCCGGACACAGCCGGGAUGCUGAGCCUGGCGGCGGAGGAGGACGAGAGCCCCGGGGAUGGAGAGCUGGGGCAGCCAGCCCAGCCGCGGGGAGCCCCCGCGCUCCCGGACCGCCCCGGCGGGCUCAGGACCACCCCGGCAGCGCAGCCCGGCCCCGCGGGCAGAGCCCGGAUCCGCCCGGCCCCGCCGGCCGAGCCCGUCACGCAGCUCCGCUUCUCCAGGAUGGCCCCGGAGCUGCGGGGGGACCCCGGGAGCGGGCCGAGGGCGCGGGGCUGGGGGCUCAGCAGGAUGAGGGGCCCCGAGGACGGCGCGGGAGCCGGGCCCAGCUUUGACUCGGGGUUUGUUCCGGGCACAGAGCAGCGCAGGAAGGAGCCGCCCGGCCGGGAGGGCCUCCAGGAGCCCCUGGUGUUCGUCGUGGUGCCCGGCGUGGUGGCCGUGCUGCUGGCAGUGGGGGGGCUGCUCUUCUACAAGUAUAAGUGCAGGGUCCUGGAGCAGCCACUGGAAGACGGAGAUUGCGACCCCGAGGAGCCAGAGAGGAGGGCACUACAGGGAGUGAGGGAAUGUCCAGAGCUGGAGACUCAGGACCUCUGAGGGCCCCAGGCGGGAUGUGAAGCUGGUGGGGGACGGAUCCGGGUGGAAGGAUCCCGACGCUCCCUCUUCCCUCGGCCAGAGACUGCAACCCCUCCCUGGCAGGGACAAAGGGAUGGGGGGCUGUGCCCCCAGUGGGACCCCCAGCACCGGGAAGCGAGGGGCUGGAAGGCGUUGGACCGUCACGGGAUGGUGGCAGUGGCUGAGGUGACACCGUGGUGCUGAGCGGGACGCUGGAGAUGCUGGAUUUGGAAUGGUGGAUCCUGCUCGGACAUGGCUGAAGAUGGAGAGGUCCAGCUCCUGAAUCCUCUGGCUCUUCUGGUUUGGAGCAGCACCCGUUGCCUCCCUCCACCCUGCCUUUCCCGAGGCUUCAGCUGGAGCAUCCUGGAUGCUGUGGGGGGCCCCCCCAGCCCUGAUUUGCAACUCAAACCCUCACACUGUGAAUAUUUAAAGCCCCCCCCCCCCGUGCCCGUGUGGGGCCGGGUUUGGGGGUGACCCUUGGCACCGUCCCCAUUCCCAUCCUCCUGCCGCUCCGUGUCCGAGCUGGCCUCGGCCUCGCCCUCCUUAGGGGCUGUUUUUAAUAGAGCUGAUGAGAGUCUUUAUCCUGCACAAGUAUUUUGGAGGGGCCCCUUUGCCCCUCGCGGGGUCCUUGCCACGAGCUGGACUCGCUGGGAUCCCGUUCCUGCGCUUUGGAGAAGGGAAUGGAGCCGGGAAGGACGGGAUCCACGUGGACCUGAGAGAUGGAACAGCCCCAGCCGUGCCUCUGGGGGCUUUUAGGCUCAGCUGGAUUUGGGAAGAUGCACCAACUCUGGAGACCCCCUAAAAUCCAGUGGCUCCGUCCGGCCCUGGGUGAAGCAUGGCCUGAGCUGCUCUGGGGGUUUGAAGUGUUAUUUUUCUAGGAAGGAUGAAAAUAUGGACAAACCAAACUGCUUUUAAGGAAAGCAUCGCUAUUAAUUUGGGGUUUUUAUAUAUAUGUGUAUUUAUGACUGUCAGAGAGAGGGGGUUCCUGUGUGAGGGACUGGUGUAAAGCAGGAGGAAAGCCCUAAUGCAGCAGGAAGGCUGGGGCCAAACUCCUGCUGUGGUGUAAGUUUACACCAUGGAGGAGCUGAUCCUGGGGGGAAAAACUUGCCUUUACCCCUGUUGGAUUGAAUUUGCCUUUUUUUUUGUUUGUUUGGGUUUUUUGUUGGUUUGUGGUUUUUUUUGUUGUUUGGUUUUUUUUUUUAUACAAUGAAAUGUUGAAA
This is a messenger RNA of Corapipo altera (White-ruffed manakin), 2740 nucleotides long. RefSeq names its product colony stimulating factor 1 (gene CSF1). Gene Ontology annotation, biological process: osteoclast differentiation; positive regulation of macrophage differentiation. Gene Ontology annotation, cellular component: membrane. The transcript has 9 exons. Gene Ontology annotation, molecular function: growth factor activity; cytokine activity. Bases 39 to 1502 code for a protein of 487 amino acids. NCBI's taxonomy places the organism in Eukaryota, Metazoa, Chordata, Aves, Passeriformes, Pipridae. The record is from RefSeq and is a predicted model, not a curated record.